AUGGUGAACAACAAACAAACUUUCAAAUCCCAAGAAGUGACAAUCAUUCCACCUUUUCAAAACACACUGAGAGUAAAGGCUGGCAACCCCUCUCACAAUGGCCGUGUGUGCAGCACAUGGGGUAACUUCCACUUCAAAACCUUUGAUGGGGACAUCUUUUACUUCCCUGGAGUCUGCAAUUACAUCUUUGCAUCCAACUGCAAGUCUUCCUAUGAGGACUUCAACAUCCAAAUUAGGCGUACAGUGGCGGAAAAUGCUACCGUGAUCACUCACGUCAUCAUGAAGCUGGAAGGAACAGUGAUUGAACUGACCCGUGGCUCUGUCCGGCUAGACAACAAAUUGGUUCAGAUGCCCUACAGCCAUAUGGGAGUCUUGAUAGAGAGAAGUAACAACUAUCUGAAAGUUUCUGCCAAGUUAGGGCUGACCUUCCUUUGGAAUGAACAGGAUGCCCUCCUGGUGGAACUAGAUAAGAAAUAUGCCAAUCAGACUUGUGGACUUUGUGGGGACUUCAAUGGAAUUCCAGUUAAUGAUGAAUUUAUUUCAGGGAGGACAAAACUAACCCCCAUACAGUUUGGUAAUAGGCAGAAGAUGGAUGGACCCACAGAGCAGUGUGAUGAUCCUAUUCCUUCUACUGUUCAGAUGAACUGCUCAGCAGAAUUUGCUUCUAUCUGUGAGACAGUAUUAACCAGUAAAGCAUUUACGAGUUGCAACAUGCUUGUCAAUGUUCAGGACUACAUCGAAACUUGCAUACAAGACCUAUGCCACUGUGAUAGCUCAAUGGCUGACUUCUGUAUGUGUAACACUUUUGCUGAAUACUCCCGGCAGUGUGCUCAUGCAGGUGGACAGCCUCUGAACUGGAGAACCUCACAACUGUGUCCCAAAUCAUGUCCGUUCAACAUGCAAUACCAUGAGUGUGGCUCUCCCUGCUCUGACACGUGCAGCAACCCGGAACGAUCUGCACUUUGUGAAGACCAUUGUACAGAUGGCUGCGUCUGUCCUCCAGGAAUGGUGUUUGAUGACGUUAAUGGUGCUGGCUGCAUUCCCCGCAGAGAAUGCCACUGUACCUAUGAAGGUGAAACUUAUGCUCCUGGUGCCUCCUUCUCAUCUAAAUGCAGAUCAUGUACCUGUGUUGGAGGUGAAUGGUCUUGUGUCACUCAGUCAUGCCCUGGGACUUGCAGUAUUGAAGGAGGCUCCCACAUUUCAACAUUUGAUGAGAAACAUUACUCUUUCUUCGGAGACUGUAGCUAUGUCCUAACCAAGCUCUGUGACAGCAAUGAAUUCACAGUUCUGGGAGACAUCCACAAGUGUGGCCUGACUGAAACUGAGACGUGCCUCAAGGGUAUAGCCAUCAGCCUGAGUGGAGGACAAACUAACAUUGUGAUCCAACCUUCUGGUAGUGUAUUUGUGAAUAUGAUCUACACACAGCUGCCAUUCUCAGCAGCAAAUGUCACCAUCUUCAGACCUUCAUCUUUCUUCAUCAUUCUGCAAACAACCUUUGGUCUUCAGCUACAGGUUCAACUUGUGCCUUUCAUGCAACUUUUUAUAGACUUAGACCCCUCACAUAAAGGGCAGACCUGUGGUCUCUGCGGAAACUUCAAUGACAUGCAGACAGAUGAUUUCAAAACCACCAGUGGUGUAAUAGAGGGUACUUCAGCUGCCUUUGGCAAUACUUGGAAAACUCGGGCUGAUUGUCCUGAUGCCAAAAAUACCUUUGAGAACCCCUGUACUGUCAGCAUACAAAACGACCAGUAUGCUCAGCACUGGUGUGGACUGCUCUCUGAUACUAUGGGACCUUUUGCUGAAUGUCACUCAACAGUGAAUCCAGAAGUUUACCAGAAGAACUGCAUGUUUGACACAUGUAACUGUGAGAAGAGUGAGGACUGCAUGUGUGCUGCCCUUUCAAGCUAUGUCAGAGCCUGUGCUGCUAAAGGAGUUCUCCUCCCUGGAUGGAGAAGCAAAGCCUGCACGAAAUACACCACCUUGUGUCCGAAAUCUUUGAAGUACACUUACAAUGUCGAUACCUGUCAACCCACCUGCCGGUCUCUGAGUGAGCCUGAUGUCACAUGCAGCAUUAAGUUUGUCCCAGUUGACGGCUGCACCUGCAUAAAUGGAACAUACAUGGAUGAAACUGGCAAAUGUGUGCCUGCAUCUAGCUGUCCUUGUUACUACAAAGGAAUGCCUCUGUCUUCCGGAGAAGUUAUUCAUGAUAAUGGUGUUGUCUGCACUUGCACCUAUGGAAAACUGAGCUGCAUUGGAGAGAAACCUGAACCAGUCUGUGUACCUCCCAUGGUUUAUAUCGACUGUGGUAAUGCCACUGCAGAUGUGGUAGGAGCAGGAUGCCAGAAGAGCUGUCAGACUCUAGAUAUGGAAUGCUACAGAACUCACUGUGUCUCUGGCUGUGUAUGUCCUCAUGAUCAAGUGUUAGAUGGCAAAGGAGGCUGUAUAGCUCCAGAAGACUGUCCAUGUAUUCACAAUGGGAAUUCCUACAAUCCAGGAGAAUCAAUCAGAGUUGGCUGUAACAACUGCACAUGUAGAAACAGAAAAUGGCAUUGCUCUGAGGAACCCUGCCUGGAAACGUGUUCUGUUUAUGGAGAUGGGCAUUAUACCACCUUUGAUGGCAAACGUUUUGAUUUUGAAGGAGACUGUGAAUAUGUUCUGGUCCAGAACUAUUGUGGUCAACAAGCUAUGAAUCAGGGAACCUUCAGAGUCAUCACUGAGAACAUUCCAUGUGGCACUACAGGAACCACCUGCUCUAAGUCUAUUAAAGUUUUCUUGGGGAACUAUGAGCUGGUACUCAGUGAUGGACACUCUGAUGUCAUCCAGAGGACACCUGGAGGAAAAAUGCCAUUCCAAAUCCGUUCCAUGGGUAUCUACCUGGUAGUUGACACCACUGCUGGUCUGAUACUCAUGUGGGACAAGAAGACCAGUAUAUUCAUCAAACUUAGUCCCAGCUUUCAGGGACAUGUUUGUGGACUUUGUGGAAACUAUGAUGGCAAUGGAAAUAAUGACUUCACUACUCGCAGCCAGUCUGUGGUAGGAAAUGUGCUGGAGUUUGCCAAUAGCUGGAAAGUGUCUUCUAGUUGCCCAAAUGCCAAUCGUACAAAGGAUCCAUGCACUGCAAACCCAUACAGGAAAGCCUGGGCACAGAAGCAAUGCAGCAUCAUUACCAGUGAAGUGUUUGCAAAGUGUCACUCCCAGGUUGAACCAAACGAAUAUUAUCAAGCAUGUGUGGAUGAUGCUUGUGCCUGUGACACUGGAGGAGACUGUGAAUGUUUCUGCACAGCAGUAGCUGCCUAUGCUCAAGCAUGCAAUGAGCUGGACAUUUGCAUUUCAUGGAGAACCCCAUCCAUAUGUCCUCUGUUCUGUGAUUACUACAAUCCACAAGGGGAAUGUGAGUGGCACUACAAACCAUGUGGAGCCCCUUGUAUGAAGACCUGCAACAAUCCAAGCGGGAACUGCCUUCAUGAGAUGAGAGGUUUGGAAGGCUGCUAUCCACACUGUCCAAAAAAUAAGCCCUAUUUUGAUGAAGAAACCAUGACCUGUGUUUCUAAUUGUGGUUGUUAUGAAAAUGGGAAAAAUUACAAACCCGGAAUGGAGAUGCCUCCAAAGCAGAAUUGUGAAUCAUGUGAAUGUACAAUUCAUGGCAAAGAAUGCAGAUAUGACGAACAUGAAUGUGUCUGCUUCUAUGAGGGACAGAAAUAUAACUACAAAGAUGUGGUCUACAACACUACAGAUGGAACAGGAGGGUGUAUUGUUGCAAUCUGUGGUCCCAAUGGAACACUUGAAAGGAUUAUCUAUGAGUGUCCAAUCUCAACAUCACCCACAACAGCAACAACAUUUCAUUUCAGCACUACACCACCUGCCAGUACUUCCACAGUGUCACCAACCACAUCAGUAUGUGUUCAUGAAGUCUGUGAGUGGUCAGAAUGGUAUGAUGGCAGUCUGCCAACCCCUGGCUAUGAUGGUGGAGAUUUUGAAACCUUCAGUGAUUUAAGAGCUAAAGGUUAUGAAGUUUGUAAAGCUCCACGGGAUAUUCAAUGCAGAGCAGAAAAAUUCCCUGAUAUACCACUGAAAGACCUUGGUCAAAAAGUAGAAUGCAGUACAACAGCUGGGCUUAUAUGUUACAACAAAGACCAAAUUUCAACAAUGUGCAACAACUAUGAGAUCAGAGUCCUAUGCUGUGUUUUUGUACCAUGUUCUUCCUCAACAUAUCCAGUCUCUACAACUUCUGAAAGUACAACAUUGAUACAUUCAACAUCUGAAGAAACAACAACCACAACCAUAAUGACAAGACCAGUCACCACCUUUCCUUCAACACCUUCUCUUUGCUUUAAAGAAGAAUGUUACUGGUCCAGAUGGUAUGAUGUCAGUUAUCCAGGGUCUGGUUAUGAUGAUGGAGAUUUCGACACCAUUGAGAACAUUAAAAAAAAAGGAUACAAAGUCUGUGCUAACAGAAGGGAUGUGGAAUGCAGAGCAGUGAGGUUUCCUAACACACCAUAUCCUCUCCUGGAGCAAAACAUCCUGUGCAAUACAGAAGAAGGCUUGAAAUGUUACAAUAAAGACCAGUUGCCGCCCAUUUGCUAUAAUUAUGAAUUAAGAUUUAAAUGCUGUGAAAAUAUAACAGUACCAUGCCAAACAACCACUGAAACUAUUAGUACUGAAAAAACAACAGAACCAACUACACUUACUUCAACACGAUUCAGUACAACACCCACAGAAGUAUCAACAACGCCACACUUGAUAACAAAACACAAGACAACACCACCAGAAACAUAUCAACCACAAACAGAUCACAUUAUUACCAGAAACACAACAAAACCAACAACACAAACUCAAAAAGAAACAACUCCUGCCACUACCACAACACACUUCACAAUGACAACUACAAAAACCACUGGAUCCCAGACCACCACCACUACUAUGGUAACCACCCCCUGUGAACCCGAAGUCUGCACCUGGAGCGAAUGGUUCGACGUCGACUUCCCCUCCGCCGGGCCCAACCAGGGAGACUUCGAAACCUACCAGCACAUCCGGGCUGCCGGGAAGCGCGUCUGCCAGCGUCCAAAGGAGAUCGAGUGCCGGGCCGAGGACUACCCCGACGUUCCCAUCCAACAGGUGGGGCAGGUCGUGCAGUGCGACGUCCACUAUGGACUGGUGUGCAAGAACGAGGACCAGACUGGAAAAUUCAAGAUGUGCCUCAACUACAGGAUACGCGUCCUCUGCUGCACCCCCAACUACAACUGCGUAAGCCCCACCACCAGCCCCACCACCAGCCCCAUCACCACCACCACCAGCAGGCCCACGGCAAGCAGCACGCUGCCAACCUCCACCUCAGUCACGACCUCCACCUCCACCUUCCACUCUUCCACCACGCUGCCCACCUCCUCAGAAACCACGUCCACUUCCACCACCACCACCAGCCCCACGCCAACGCCUCCCACAGCCACUCCCACCGUGAGCUCCACCACAUCCACCACCCCCUGUGAACCCGAAGUCUGCACCUGGAGCGAAUGGUUCGACGUCGACUUCCCCUCCGCCGGGCCCAACCAGGGAGACUUCGAAACCUACCAGCACAUCCGGGCCGCCGGGAAGCGCGUCUGCCAGCGUCCAAAGGAGAUCGAGUGCCGGGCCGAGGACUACCCCGACGUUCCCAUCCAACAGGUGGGGCAGGUCGUGCAGUGCGACGUCCACUAUGGACUGGUGUGCAAGAACGAGGACCAGACUGGAAAAUUCAAGAUGUGCCUCAACUACAGGAUACGCGUCCUCUGCUGCACCCCCAACUACAACUGCGUAAGCCCCACCACCAGUCCCACCACCACCAAUACCAGAAGUGAACCUUUCUGGACCAGGACUCCAUCUCCAAUUUUAACAACGCCAUGUUUCUGCAAGAUUGGCGACUCUAUUUUUUCACCUGGUGAUCUGAUUUACAACAGAAUGGAUAGUGAUGGAUGUAGAUUUUAUGCAAUCUGUAGCCCACCUGGAGAACAUUACAAAUUAUCCAACUGUACAGAAGUCAUCUGUAAAGGAGACAAUGAUAUAGACAUAGUACCAACAUACUGCCCACCUGUAAAGGAAAUUACCUGUGCAAACAAAUAUCCUGCAGUCCUAGUACCUGAUGAAAAUGGCUGCUGUUACCGAUAUGAGUGUCCAUGUGUGUGUAGUGGAUGGGGUGACCCUCAUUACAUCACAUUCGAUGGAAUCUACUAUACUUUCCUUGAAAACUGCACUUACGUCCUGGUGAAACAGAUUAUUCCUAAAUAUGACAACUUCCGUGUUUACAUCGACAAUUAUUACUGUGAUGCAAAAGACGGACUCUCCUGCCCUAAAUCCAUUAUUAUUUUCUACAAAUCUGCAGAAGUGGUGUUGACUCGGGAACUCAUGAAUGGUGUCAUGACCAACGUGAUGUACUUCAACAAAAAGAUUGUCAAACCAGGCUUCGAAAAAGACGGCAUUUCUUUCUCCACUCUUGGCAUCAAUAUGAUUGUUGAAAUAAAAGAGAUUGGUGCAACUAUCACCUUUAGUGGUCUAAUCUUCUCUGUGAAACUCCCAUACAGCAAAUUUGGCAACAACACCGAAGGACAGUGUGGAACAUGUACAAAUAACAAAGCAGAUGAAUGCCGUUUACCAAGCGGUAAGAUCAUUUCUUCCUGUCCCCAAAUGGCUCAUCACUGGAUUGUUGAUGACAACAAGACGUGCCAUGGAGUACCAAUAGUACCAACUAUAACCACACCUCCACCAAAGCCUCACUGUGAAACACCUCCUCUCUGCAAGCUUAUCUUGAGCGAGAUUUUUGCACAAUGUCAUACUGUGAUACCACCAGAACCAUUUUUCAAAGGCUGUGUUUUCGAUGGAUGUCGCAUAGAUGAUGAAUCCAUGCAGUGUUCCAGUUUGGAGAUAUAUGCUACAGAGUGUGCGUCUAGAGGUGUCUGCAUUGACUGGAGAGGAAAGACCAACAAUACAUGCUCAUUCAGCUGUCCAGCAAGCUUGGUAUACAAGCCAUGUGGGCCCAUUAAUCCUGAUACCUGUGAUCAAAGCUCUGUUGAGCAUCCUGGCUUUGGAAUAACUGAAGGUUGUUUCUGUCCUGAAGGAACGACACUCCUGAGUGCAGAAAGCAAUAUCUGUGUCCCUGAAUGCUCUUGCAGGGAACCAAAUGGAGUACCCAGAUGGCCAGGAGAAAAAUGGACAAAAGAUUGCCAGGAAUGUGUCUGUGACAAAAAUACUCUUAAGGUGCACUGUACAAAACACAAAUGUUCUCCGACACAGCAAGUAUUUUGUGAUGAACCAGGUUACAUGCCUGUUCAGAUACAGAUACCAGAAGAUCCAUGCUGUACUAGGACUGAGUGCUACUGCAACACCAGCCUCUGCCCUGAGGUCACACCCCAGUGCUUAGAGGGACAAGAAGUAAUCACAAUAAUGCAGCCUGGAAAAUGCUGUCCUACCUUUGAAUGCAGACAUGGCUGUGUAGUCAAUGAAACUUACUAUGCGCCUGGAACUGUCAUUCCAUCAGGCCCCUGCGAAGAAUGCACCUGCUCUGAAUCCUCUUACUUAAGGCCUCACCGUGUUACUGUCAAGUGCAAGCCUGUUACCUGUGACACAUACUGCCCACUGGGUUAUAAGUAUACAGAGGAACCGGGACAGUGCUGCGGCACAUGCAAGGCAGAGGCUUGUGUGGUGACUGUGGGACACAACAUUACACACGUGGUCUAUGAAGGAGAAUACUGGAACCCACCCGGUGAUAACUGCACAGUCUACACAUGUGAAAAACAUGCUGACCAGUUCAUUCAAGUUGUCAGACAGACAAGCUGUCCUGCCUUUAACCCUGAUGAAUGUGAUCUAAAUGACAUCAAGUUAUCUGACGAUGGUUGCUGUAUAGAGUGCCGAAGAAAACCGAAGCUUUGUAUGAAGCACAAUACUACAGCUGUCAUCAAAUAUAACGGAUGUGUAUCUCCUGCACCUGUUGAGAUGACAUACUGUGAAGGCAGCUGUGACGCUUACUCACGAUAUUCUCAAAAGACAAACACAAUGGAACACAAAUGCUCAUGCUGUCAGGAAAUCAAGACCAGCCAAAGAAAGGUGACUCUGACAUGCAGUGACGGAACCUACCUUGACCACUCAUACACCUAUGUGGAGAAAUGCAGCUGUGUGACUGCUCAGUGCAUUCCCCAAGACAGCACCCAACAGGAGACAAGCCAGACAAAGACCUCUCAGGAACAGGCAAAUGCCAAAAAUUAGAACUGGAGACAAGUCGCCAAAUAAGGGCUGGACAUAAGACUAAAAUAAAAAAACUUUGAAAAAAUAUGGAAGUGUCAAGAGCAGCUAAAAUUUUGGAUGAACAGAUGAUAUUUUCUGCAUAAAAUCCCAAUAUGUCUUGUCUACAUAAUUUCAGUUUUCGUUAUCGAUAUAUCUCCCAUUUUUUCUUUCAUGUCUUUUACCUCCUUGAGAAGCACAGCAUAAGGUCAUCUUGUCAUUUGCUGUUCAUUUGUCUUCUGAGAAGUGCUGUAACAUAAGAUUGAGAGAUGGAUUUUUAAUAACAUUCUCAUUCCAGUUCAUUGAGACAAAUCAAAAGAUAAAUCCAGAAAACAAACAAAAACCAAGGAAAACUGUACCUCUCUGCGUCUAUAUGUUUCUUUUUGCAUUGAGGAAAACUUAGACUGCAGAAAGCCAUACUUUUUCAAAAUUGUAAACUUCAAUAUUUUGGACAAUGUAUGAUGGACAUAUUUCCCUAUAUAUUUUUUGUGAGAAAAAGGAAAAAAUCCUAUUACGACAAGCUGCUGCACACUACUUUUUGUUUACAUAACACCAUCAGCAUAGUAACUGUAUGAAAAUAUGGAUUUUUUUUGUUUUGUUUGUGGUUAACUGUUUACAGAAGAAGUAUAUAUAUAUAU
Manacus vitellinus (golden-collared manakin) is the source of this 8885-nucleotide messenger RNA. Its product is annotated as mucin-5AC. The coding region runs from base 1 to 8232 and encodes 2743 amino acids. The record is from RefSeq and is a predicted model, not a curated record. Gene Ontology annotation, molecular function: protein binding. Gene Ontology annotation, cellular component: extracellular matrix. NCBI's taxonomy places the organism in Eukaryota, Metazoa, Chordata, Aves, Passeriformes, Pipridae. The transcript is spliced from 48 exons.